Messenger RNA from Spodoptera litura, 5075 nucleotides. It is a transcript of the gene nAChRalpha1, whose product is annotated as nicotinic acetylcholine receptor alpha1. The record is from RefSeq and is a predicted model, not a curated record. Gene Ontology annotation, cellular component: postsynaptic membrane. Gene Ontology annotation, molecular function: transmembrane signaling receptor activity; acetylcholine-gated monoatomic cation-selective channel activity. Gene Ontology annotation, biological process: monoatomic ion transmembrane transport. NCBI's taxonomy places the organism in Eukaryota, Metazoa, Arthropoda, Insecta, Lepidoptera, Noctuidae.
GCAACGACGCGCGUGUCGCCUCCGACACUUCCGCCCCGCGCACCUAAUCCGCUCAUUUAGCCAGCAAACGCCGCAUACGGUGUGGUGGCGGUGGCAGCCCUGCGGCUCCGAGCCCCCGGGGCUGAUGCUCUGACGAGCCGGGCGCCUCCGCCCGAGCUCCUUCGAUCCGCGUCCGACCGGCAUGUGAUAUCGCGCCGCGCCACUCGACAAAAUGAUUGUGUGUUCAAUUGUUUACGUUAACGAUAGUUGAUAACCGGGAGGCCGACGCUGGCAUGCUAAUUCGGACUGUUGGUGGGGAGUCGUGGACUGGUUGUCGUGGUCGCGCGGGCGUUGGACGCGCGGUUUUCUCGCGCGCGGGCUGCACAUCGCGCGGUUCUGGCGGGCCAGCGCCAUGCGGUAGCGCGGCGGCGCGGCCGAGCGGCGGGCGAGCACUCGUGCGCUCUCGGCUAUGUGCCCCCCUUGCGCUACACUGUAAGUCUCGAUCUGUCGAUGACGCAACCAAGGAGGACCCAUGUCUUACUGGGGUGGUGUUAGCCUAAGAUGGUGUUGGCGCUGGUGGUCGGAGUGUUGUGCGUGUGGGGCCGCCUGAGCGACGCAAACCCAGAAGCGAAGCGGCUAUAUGACGACCUGCUUUCCAACUACAACCGCCUCAUCCGGCCCGUUGGCAACAAUUCUGAUCGACUCACUGUCAAGAUGGGACUUAGGCUCAGUCAGCUCAUCGACGUUAAUCUUAAGAAUCAAAUCAUGACAACGAACGUGUGGGUAGAACAGGAAUGGAACGACUACAAAUUGAAGUGGAACCCUGACGACUACGGCGGUGUGGAGACUCUGCAUGUACCUUCUGAACACAUAUGGUUGCCUGAUAUUGUAUUGUACAAUAACGCCGACGGCAACUACGAAGUGACAAUUAUGACGAAAGCAAUUCUUCAUCACGACGGUAAAGUAGUGUGGAAACCACCUGCCAUUUACAAGUCCUUCUGUGAGAUUGACGUGGAGUACUUCCCUUUUGAUGAGCAGACCUGCUUCAUGAAGUUCGGCUCUUGGAGUUACGAUGGCUACAUGGUGGACUUGCGGCACUUGAAACAGACGCCAGACUCAGACCGCAUCGGAAUGGGGAUUGAUCUGUCGGAGUACUACAUCUCAGUGGAAUGGGAUAUCAUGCGAGUCCCUGCCACGAGGAACGAAAAAUUUUACUCCUGCUGCGAAGAACCGUAUCCUGACAUCAUCUUCAACAUCACUCUCAGAAGAAAAACUUUGUUCUACACGGUCAAUCUCAUCAUCCCUUGCGUUGGGAUCUCAUUCCUAUCAGUCCUUGUAUUCUAUCUUCCUUCAGACUCCGGAGAGAAAAUCUCGCUCUGUAUUUCGAUUCUUCUAUCAUUGACCGUGUUCUUCUUACUGUUGGCAGAAAUUAUUCCUCCAACUUCGCUAACAGUUCCCUUGUUAGGAAAAUAUUUGUUGUUCACUAUGAUGCUAGUUACAUUAUCAGUAGUUGUCACUAUCGUGGUGCUAAACAUAAAUUUUAGGUCGCCAGUUACCCACCAUAUGGCCCCGUGGGUGCGGAAAGUCUUUAUAGAUUUUUUACCCAAAAUAUUAUGUAUACAGAGGCCAGAAAAACCGCCCGAUGACGACGAUGAUAACGAUAAACCAAGCGAGAUACUCACGGAUGUCUUCGGCCCGGAUGACAUGGAUGGAAAGUUCAAGGAAUGGGGUUGUGAGGAAUAUGAACUGCCAGGAAUGCCUCCUUCCCCUCCGCCUCCACCAGGAGGUGACGACGAACUAUUCUCCCCGCCUCCUGGAUCCCCGUGCCGCUUAGACUUAGAUGAUGGUAGCCCAUCUCUAGAAAAACCGUACGUUAGAGAGAUGGAAAAGACAAUAGAAGGUUCUAGAUUUAUUGCACAGCAUGUCAAAAAUAAGGAUAAGUUUGAAAGUGUGGAGGAUGACUGGAAGUACGUAGCGAUGGUGUUGGAUAGAAUCUUCCUGUUCCUGUUCACGAUAGCCUGCGUACUGGGUACGGCGCUCAUUAUAUUCAGGGCGCCUACCUUCUACGACAACACGAAGCCGAUAGACAUUCUGUACUCAAAGAUCGCGAAGAAAAAGUUGGAGCUCCUGAAGAUGGGCUCUGAAGGUGACCCGGGUCUCUGAAAUUCGUCUUACGUCUUCGGCCACUCGCCGCCGAAGACGUUCUGGGAGUUGAUCGUCAUGUGGUGGCACGGAUGAUCUAUUUAAGACUCCCAGAUGGGAAUUACCAGGCGAGAACUAUGUGUUUCUGUGCUGUGUGUGGUGCCAAGCGCCCGGUGCGCCAAUGGACGUGUACACGCCGUAAGCGUAUCCUAAGCCGUCUUUUUAUAUAGAAUCAUUAACUCGAUGUCAAAACUGUCCGUCGAUGUUCGAUUGUCGCAGCGACCUCUAGUAACGGCCGUUUUGUGUUGACACCGGAUCUGCCGGAUCUGCCAUAACUAUUUUUAUAUUAGAAUCGCUGUAUUGAACGUUUAUACUUUAAGCGAAACGUUUUCUUUUAUAAUAAUCAACGGAACGAUUGUUUUUCGAGUAAUAAUUUGAUACGAGCGCACAAACAUUGUACAGUUUAUCUUUAGGUGGUGGAGUUAAUUUCUUGCGAUAGUCGGAUUCAUUUUCGAGAUGGAAACUGACAUGAUAAUGUAAUAGAUGACUAAAUGUAAGAUUUACUUCGAAUAAAUCGAGCUCAAAUUCGUAAUAUGUAAGUAUUGUAAAGUGGUAAUAUUCAAUGAAACGUCGAUUAGAAUCAAACAUUUAUAAUAAUAGUUACGUGCAAACGUCCUCGAUGAGAGCCGGACUAUGUAGUAUAUGUAUUAAAUUAUUAUGAAAUAAAUUUGAAUUAUACAUUAUAUAAUAUUUGAUAAACUGCGUACUCGCGUAAAAAUCUUAAGGACAAUAUCGAUACUGACGAAAUGUAAUAAUUUCCCUUUAGUAGUAUGUCAUAAGGGAUUGUAGAUACAGUUAGGUUAAAAGCCUCAAUCAUCAGUACUGUAAGACACUUAUCAUAAUGCCAGAUAGUUAGUCACAUCGCGAUCGUGAUAAUUCUAUGAUUAGAUGUAUUUGUGUAAAACAAUUGACUGCCAAUUGUAAAAAUUAAACAUUUUUAUAAAGAUCGGGUAUUCUUAGGUAGUUCGAUAACUUGUUUUAUUAGAUUUUUUAAACGGAGUGCCAAUCCCACCGACGUGACAGAUGUACAAGUUUGCAAUUCUACAAUGUUCUGUUUCCACGUGCGCUGACUUCACUGUCGUUAGAAGUAUCUUUUUGAUUCGCUUGAAGAUAUUCUGAUGUAUUUAUAAGUAAAACGAAUGCUUGCCGAAAAUGUAAUGACUGAUCAAUACACAUCUUAAAGCUUAAGUUUGGAAGCGCCCGCUUGUCCGCGAACUACCGCAGCGAGGCGUGAUGUCACACUUCUUCCGUAACCUUAAAUAUAAACAGUAUUUUCACUAUAAAACCUAGAGUACAGGGUAAAUUUAGUACACGAAUGUCUCCUGAUUUAUAUUUCUCACAAAUUUUCACUGAAUGUAAAGUCUUUACUCACUUAUCAGCACUUUACCACUAACACUAUUAGAUAUAAUAAAUCAUUGUUGAGGUUUGUGACUUUAGUACCUAAGUAAUUUAGGUAACAUUAUAUUAAUUUGUACCUAGAUUAGUCUCGUAUUAGAUGUUCCAUUUCGUUCUUGAAAUCAUGACUCACGAUUCAUUUGAUAGUCAUUUAUGAUUUGAGACGAACGCAUCAAGCGUUGUUACCUCACUUCAAUCCAUUCUGUAGGAUAUUUGUAGCAGUCUAACGUAAUAAAAAAAAAAUAUUUCGAGCCGCGUAUUUGAUAUGUCAAAGUAAAUCAUGAUAAUGUUUAUUAGGUAAUUACUUAGAUAAAAUUCAAAGUUAUUGAUAUUAAUGAUGAAUAAAAUCCACAGCGAGCAGUUAGGAAAACAGGGAUGGAUAAUGUAAAAUAAAUUAAAGAAAAUCAAAUUGUUUUGUGUGGUUCGUCUUCGUAAUUAUAAGUGUUAUUGAAUGUGUAUAGCUGUUCGUGUCGAGGGUAACGCAUAAAAAUGGCUAGUUUAGAAUUAGAUCAUACGUAAUAAAUUAAAGAAAACGGUCUAACGUAUUAGACGUCGUGGAAGCUCGCUAAAGGUUGAAACAUGUUAAAUAUUAGCAAGAUACGGCAAACUGCUCUCACACACGACCUGGCUCUAAAGGAAUUAUCGGAAGGAAUUGUAAGUUGUCCUCAACUAUGCUGUUAAUUUUUCUAAAUGAAUCACUCACGUGGAUUAAUAAAAAGUAGGAUCGUGCUAUUGCACCACCGAAAUACACCAAUUUAGUGUAAUAAUAACUAUUUAUCAAAUAAUGUUUAAUUAAGUCCACCGGCUUGGCACACUAUCCCGUAUAAAUCAUCCGAACUUUAAUUGUAGAUAUUUGCUAGAUAAAACGGUCUGUUGUUAUUUUUAUAUGAAUGCAAAAUGAUGAAUAGUUAGAUUUUCUAUAACACCAUAGGGUAAAGUGGUAGGUUGGAGUUUGACGUUCAGUUUGAGGUGUUAGGGGUUAAGUGAACAAUUGUAUAUAUUUGGAGCGUGAACUAUGGAGCUAAGUGUAGAUUGGAUCGGGUUCUAUUUGCAACGACACAGUAUAAACCGACUGUAAACCUUCUGUUGGUGUACUGCAACAUUUUCAAUGGUUUAAUGUUGAAUUUAAUGAGCUAUGUCGAUACAACGAUUUAUGGCCCAUCUUGUGGUGUUAUUUCAUUCAGUGUUCGUGGCGGACUCUGAUUUUUGUACUGGUUUAUACAUUUUGUAUUUAUGUAUUUAUUUACGCAUAUUUAUAUGAUACGAAGUUAGUUUGAGUACUAACUACCAGGUGGCAUGCAUAGCACAUUAAUUAACUGCACUGUUAACAUGCUUUGAGCAUUAUGCCAAUUAGACUACGAAAAUAAAUAUUCAAGAUAUAACUUUCGGGCUAUGAUCCGCCUGGAAAAGGCACCAUUUUAUACUGUUCCUCAAAAUACCUUAAAUCUACGUAUAUUGUAUAUUUCGAAUUGCAUUUAUUUAUUGGAAAAAAUAAUAUU